AGUAACGGGAUCUACCCCGGCAAGUCGCGGGCAUGUCCGUGUUAAACAGGACACCAGACUAUACUCCACCAGAUCCGAUGGUCAAGCAGUAAUACAACUAAUUUAAGGUGACUCCCGCUAUAAAACAGCAUUUAGGCCGACAAGAUGAGGAAGAAAACCUCUUGACACCGCAGUUCACACGACGCCUGGACCACGAUGGACGUGGUGAAGACGCUCGUGUUGCUGGUCGUCCUCGCACACGUUGUCGUGAGUCUUCCUGUCAACAAACAUGAUCAGCCUUUAAGGGAGAGGACGUCGAGGUUGACUGAGCUAUUCCCCCAGUAUAUGUUCUGUGAAGAAUGCAAGUACAUAGUCAACCUGGCCAUCACGACUAUUGCCUCGAACGAGACUCUGGACUACUUCAAGAAGGAUGCGAUCUGCAUCUGCAAGUACAUCAACACAUUCCUGAACUAUCGUGGUGACGUCAUGUGCCCGGGCUUGAUCGACGCCUACGGCCCAGUGGUCCUGUUCGUGGCGGCAAACCUUCUCCUAGACCCUGUACGGACAUGUAGAGAGCUUAACUUCUGUGAACCAACACUAUCGUCUAUUACCAAAUCAGACCACAAACAAAGCCUGUGGUUGGACAGGCAAGACUUCGUAGACAGUGUAGUGGUGAUGAGCCAAGACGUUGUAGACAAUGCAGUGAUGGUCAGCCAAGACGUCGUAGACAGCGACGUGAUUGAGAGCCGAGAUGUCGUAGACAGUGACGUGAUUGAGAGCAGAGACGUCGUAGACAGUUCAUUGACGGUUAGCCAAGACGUCGUAGACAGCGCAGUUAUUGAGAACCGAGACGUCGUAGACAGCCCAGUGAUUGCGAGCCGAGAUGUUGUAAACAGUGCAGUCAGGGACAGCCAAGACGCCAGAGACAGUGCAAUGAUGAAGAGUCAAGACGUCAUAGACAGUUUAUUGACGUUUAGCCAAGACGUCGAAGACAGUGUGAUGGGCAGCCAAGAUGUCGUAGACAGCGUAGUCGUGGAGAGCCAAGACGCCUUAGACAUUCCAAUGACCGAGAGCCAAGACCGGUUACAACGCAUGACGUUAGACAGACAAGAGACGUCAUUGUUCCAGUUUAACAAAGAACCUAUCAAGACACACACUCAACACGACGCUGGUUCAAGCUCGUCUGAUCCCAUACGGAUUGUGCAGAUCGCAGACAUACACUUAGAUCGGCUAUAUACAGAGGGUUCCCCGACAGAGUGCCGAAUGAACAUAUGCUGCCGGAGGGAGCUCAGCGGAACAGGUUCAGCGGGGAAGUUCGGGGACUACAACUGCGACGUUCCCAUGAGGACCGUGGAAGCUGUCUUAAGCCACAUCGCUGCUUUAGAUCCUCAGCCAGACUUUGUCAUCUAUACAGGUGAUGCCCCACCUCAUGAUACAUGGGAGGAGUCUUGGUUCACCCAGCUUAACGCCGACCUCCACGUCAUCAACACCAUCAAGUCCUAUCUGCCCGGGAUCCCCGUGUACCCUGUCCUAGGAAACCAUGAAUCCUUUCCCCAGAGUGAAUACUACCAACCGCACCAAGAGUACAAGACACUGAACAUCAACACAGCCGAGUGGUGGCAGCAGCUGUUUGACAUACCAGCUGACCAGUUGAGGAACAUCCAGUACUCGGCCUACUACACAGCACUAGUCCAGCCCAGACUCAGGAUACUGGCCAUAAACACAGAUUACUGGUACUCUCUGAACUUCUAUUCCUUACUGAACCACAAGGUGCCGGCGUACAGGGAACAGCUCAAGUUCAUUGACGCUACACUGAGAAACGCAUCUGAGUACAAUGAGAAGGUAAUAAUCGCUGGCCACAUUCCUCCGGGGGAUUUCUGGGUACACGGCCAUUACGGUGAUAUACUCACAGAGAUCACCAACAAGUACGCUGACGUCAUCGUCAUGAACGUCUUCAGCCAUACUCAUCACGACGAGUUUGAACUGAUAACGGACCCAAAUGACCCGAGCAGGCCAUCAGGGGUGGUGUUCAUUGCACCUUCAGUGACCACCCAAGCGAGGACCAACCCUUCCCACAGAGUGUACCAGCUGGACAGGGAGACCUUUCACGUCAUGGACUAUGACCAGUAUUAUAUCAACCUGACUAAAGCUAAUGCCGAGGGCGUAGCUACAUUGCAGCUGUCCUACUCCGCCAGGUCCGAGUACGACAUCCCCGACCUCAGCCCACAGUCCCUCCACAGUCUGGUCAACAGAUUUGCCACAGACAGGUCGUUGUUUGACCGCUACAGGAGAAACAAGUACGUCCAGAGUGGCCAGGGAAGAGAAUGCUGUUUUCUGUGUCGACAUGAGGAGAUUUGCCGGAUGUCAUCCAUUGCGACCUUGACCUAUUACAACUGUCUACUUCCGUUCUUAUAACGUCAUGCUACAGAUUAUAGGAAAUAUAAGGCAUCUUCGUGGUGCGUGUACCUGUUCAGUAGGAAGCCAUGUUGUAUAGGUUCUUAUUGUAUAUACCCUCCACUAUCACUUUACACAAAUUUUGGUGCUAGCUAUAAUGGACACGGAACCAGAUGUUUUCCCAUAGUCUUCAAUAUUAUCGUUAAAAUGUUAGGAGGAUUUGCAGGGGGUUGCAAGUAAAAGAAUAUGAACUGUGUUUACAUAUAUGCACUACCUAGCCUGAAAGCUGCAAUACACACACAAAGUUUGGCUAGAGGACUGACACCCUGUGAAACUGGUUCUGAUUUUGUAUAGUUGGCACCCUUGAAGAUCCGGGUUGGAAUUGGUCUUCGGCAACUCAUGCUUUUCGUAAGAGGCGACGAGCAAGAUAGGUGGUCGAGCUCGCUAACUUAGUUAACACAUGUCAUCGUAUCCCAUUUGCGAAGGACGAUGCUCAUGAUGUUGAUCACUGGAUUGUCUAGUCGAGACUUGAUUUUUUUUGACUGACCACCUUUAUAUAGCUGGAAUAUUGCAGGGUGUGGCGUUAAACAACAAACAAACAAACAAAUAGUAUGGUUGAACUUAAUGUACUGCUAGGCCACUCAACCUGUGAUACUUUUAUUUAUUUACAUGGUCAGUUGUGUUAUCCGGCUGGUUUGAGUUCACACUGGAUUAUUACAUGGCGACAUAUAUGUGUACCUACUGGCUGUCAUGUUAAGCAGUAUUUCCUAACAUCUAUCGAAUUAUGUUGUUUUGUAGCCUUUGUUUUAAUUUGGAAACCAGAUACACACAUUUAAGAAAUCAUUUUGAUAUAAACUAAGAUUGGAUUUGACCCAACAUUACCAAGGUCUCUCAAGAUGUUACAUGGUGAAAACAAACGCUGCUUCUGGGCCUAGAUUUUCGAAGCUCUCUUAGCGCUAAGAUAGUUGUAAGUAAAUGGUAAUGUAUGACACUUAGCUUCGAAAAUCUAGACCCAGGUCCACAGCAUAACUACCAUACCCAUAUCAAAUACACUGUACACCUCCAGAAUACCGGAUACCUACCAGCCAUAUUGUUAGUGUCACGUAACCCUAACCUUAAUAUAACCCUAACCCUAACCCUUACCCUAAACCUUACCCUAACCCAUAUUGUUAGUCAUAACCCUAAACCUUAA
Messenger RNA from Haliotis rubra (blacklip abalone), 3565 nucleotides. RefSeq names its product sphingomyelin phosphodiesterase A-like. Gene Ontology annotation, biological process: sphingomyelin catabolic process. Lineage: Eukaryota; Metazoa; Mollusca; Gastropoda; Lepetellida; Haliotidae. The record is from RefSeq and is a predicted model, not a curated record. Gene Ontology annotation, molecular function: sphingomyelin phosphodiesterase activity. The coding region runs from base 196 to 2394 and encodes 732 amino acids. The transcript is spliced from 14 exons.